CUUUGCUUUUUAAUAUACAUUUUUGAGUCAGCUUAACAAGUUACACACAUGUACAUACACACACACACACACACUUGACAUUUUUAUUGGAAUUUUUUUAGUUUUUUCUUGGAAUUAUAUUAAAUCUGUAGACGAAUUUGGGAAGAAUUGACUACUUUGGAAUACUGAAUCCUCCAAUUACAAACAUGGCAUGUUAUCUCUCUUAUUUAGGUCUUUUAAAAUAUCUUUGUUUUUUUUAAAGUAAGCUCAAUGCCCAGCACGGAACCCAGCAUGGACUGAACUCAGGACCUGAACUCAGGACUCUGAGAUCAAGACCUGAGCUGAGAUCAAGAGUCUUCAGAUUAAGAGAAAUCACACUCAAAGUCAAACCAAGAACUGCCCCCUGAGAAGCCUUACUGCACCGGUACCUGAUUUAGAUACUGGAGUUCGAUUCUGGACCUUGAACCUGAGCCCCAUGCCAUAAUCGGAUAAGACUUGGGGGCAGCGCUUGCAAGGGCUCUUCCUAGAGAAGAGGACAUGGCCAAGACACAAGUAAAGCUGAGGACUUUGCUUUCUUUGCAGGACCCAGUGACAUUCCAGGAUGUGGCUGUAGAAUUCACUCAGGAAGAGUGGGAGCACCUGGGCACCACUCAGAGGGCACUGUACCGAGAAGUCAUGCUGGAGAACUACAGGAGCCUAGCCUCCCUGGGGUGCCAGGAUUUCAAGCCUGAUGUGAUCUCCCAGCUGGAGCAAGGCAGAUCACCAUGGAUGGUGUGGAGAGACAUCCCUAGAGACCCCUCUCCAGACCAAGAGACCAGAUCUAGAACUGCAAAGUCAAAUCUGAAGCAACUAAUUUCUGAAGAAUUUUCCCAGGGCAUGGUAAUCAACAAAGGUAAAAGGAAUGGAAUCUGUUACUCCACCAGAGAAGUCCUAGAAUCUCUUAGCUGUUUAGAGAGCCAUCCAGGGCAGAUGGCAUUUAUCCGUAAGAAAAUCCUGACUCAGGAGAACAUUCUUGAAGAUACUGGAUUUGAGUGUGGACAGCAGUCAGACUUUGUUACUCAAAGCACAAUUCCUUCAGGGAAAACAAAGUAUAAAGAUGACAGUUAUGGCAGCAGCUUUUCACAUAGCCUAAAUCUAAGUAAUCAUCAGAGAAUCUACACAUGUGAAAAGCUAUACAAAUGUGAUCAAUGUGGGAAUGACUUUAGCUGUGGUCUGGAUCUCACUCAACACCAGAGUACACAUACUGGAGUUAACUCAUACCUUAUUAGAUACCAGAAAUUUGGUGCUAGAGAAAAGCCCUUCAAAUGCAGAAAUUGUGGCAAAUCUUUUAGGAGGGGGACACACCUUAUACAACAUGAAAGAUGUCACACAGGAGAGCGACCAUAUGAGUGUAAUGUAUGUGGGAAGUCCUUCAGCUGGGACUCGUCCCUUAUUCUACAUCAGAGAACUCAUACUGGAGAAAAACGCUAUGAGUGUAGGGAAUGUGGGAAGGCCUUCAGCCAAAGUACAUGUCUCACACAGCAUCAGAGGAUUCAUACAGGAGAGAAACCUUAUGAAUGUAAUCAGUGUGGGAAGGCCUUUAGCCAAAGUUCACAUCUAACUCUGCAUCAGAAAACUCAUACUGGGGAGAAACCCUAUGAAUGCAAUCAGUGUAGCAAAGCCUUUAUUCAGAGCAUUCAACUUACUCUGCAUCUAAGAACUCAUUCUGGAGAGAAACCUUAUGAAUGUACUGAAUGUGGUAAGACCUAUAGUCAUAGCUCAUCCCUAAUGCAGCACAAGAGGAUUCAUACUGGAGAAAAACCCUUUGAAUGUAAAGAAUGUGGGAAAGCCUUUACACAGAGCAUUCAACUUACUUUACAUCUGAGAACACAUACUGGAGAGAAACCCUAUGAAUGUACUGAAUGUGGCAAAGCCUAUAGUCAUAGGUCAUCCCUUAUUCAACAUAAGAGGAUCCAUACUGGAGAAAACCCCUUUGAAUGUAAUGAAUGUGGGAAAGCUUUCCGAUGGAACACACACCUUACUCAACACCAGAGAAUUCAUACUGGAGAGAAACCUUACAAGUGCAAAAAAUGUGACAAAUCUUUCAGCAGAAGUACACACCUUAAUCAACAUCAAAGAAUUCAUACUGAAGGGAAACCCUACAAGUGUAACGAGUGUGGGAAGACUUUUGGUCAGAGUGUGUAUCUGACUCAACACCAGAGGAUGCAUACUGGAGAAAAACCCUAUCAGUGUGAGGAAUGUGGAAAGGCCUUCACUGUAAAUGCAUACCUUGCUCAACAUCAAAGAAUUCAUAAGAGAAAUAAACCUUUAUUAUGUGGCAGUCACAAAGAAAUUUUGACUGGAGAGAAAUUCAACAAAUGUAUUUAAUGUGGGAAAAAUUUCAGCAUAAGCACAGGUAUUCCUCAACAUGAAUAAAUUAAUAAAAGAGAGAACUCCUAUAAAUAUAACUGUGGAAAAUAUUUCACUUCUACCAUGCCACAAAUGCUAGAAUACUAAUAUGUUCAUCAUAAAGAAAACUAAAAAAGUGGAAAAUGUGUGAAAUGUUUUAAUGUAAUAUGACCUCUUACUAUAAGUUUAAAAAAAAGAUUUUAUUUAUUUAUUCAUGAGAGACACAGAGAGAAGCAGAGACACAGGCAGAGGGAGAAGCGGGCUCCUUGCAGGGAGCCCAGUGUGGGACUCGACCCCCAGGCCCAGGAUCAGUACCCAAGCCGAAGGCAGAUGCUCAACCACUGAACCACCCAGGCAUCCCAUCUCUUACUAUAGGUUAAAGGAAAAAUACUGAGGAGAACCUUAUAAAUAACAUCUUUAAAACCACAAAGUUUGGGCAGCCCGGGUGGCGCAGUGGUUUAGCGCCGCCUGCAGUCCAGGGUGUGAUCCUGGAGAUCCGGGAUCGAGUCCCACGUCGGGCUCCCUGCAUGGAGCCUGCUUCUCCCUCUGCCUGUGUCUCUGCUUCUCUCUCUCUCCUGCUCUGUAUCUCUCAUGAGUAAAUAAAAAAUAAAACUUAAAAAAAAAUAAAACCACAAAGUUUCAAAUGAAAGUUAAAUCUUCUUAUAUAUCAUGCUGAAUUUCUAGAAAAGUUGUAGGAAUAAUGUCUGUUGAAUCUAUAAAUGAUAUUAUAUAUAAGGAGGCCUCACUCUACAUAUACAGAGCUUUAAAUACUGUAGAUCAUGGGCCAAAUCCAAC
Messenger RNA from Nyctereutes procyonoides (raccoon dog), 3162 nucleotides. Its product is annotated as zinc finger protein ZFP2-like. Gene Ontology annotation, biological process: regulation of immune system process; negative regulation of transcription by RNA polymerase II; regulation of cytokine production. The transcript is spliced from 6 exons. Bases 517 to 2346 code for a protein of 609 amino acids. The record is from RefSeq and is a predicted model, not a curated record. Gene Ontology annotation, molecular function: RNA polymerase II cis-regulatory region sequence-specific DNA binding; DNA-binding transcription factor activity, RNA polymerase II-specific. Lineage: Eukaryota; Metazoa; Chordata; Mammalia; Carnivora; Canidae.